Messenger RNA from Parathielavia appendiculata, 948 nucleotides. RefSeq names its product glycoside hydrolase family 43 protein. Gene Ontology annotation, biological process: carbohydrate metabolic process. Bases 1 to 948 code for a protein of 315 amino acids. Lineage: Eukaryota; Fungi; Ascomycota; Sordariomycetes; Sordariales; Chaetomiaceae. Gene Ontology annotation, molecular function: arabinan endo-1,5-alpha-L-arabinosidase activity. The transcript has 4 exons. The record is from RefSeq and is a predicted model, not a curated record.
AUGGUCAGAUUCUUCCAUCUUUUUGGAGCUGUUGCUCUACUCCCUGCUCUCGUCCUUGGGUAUUCGCUACCCGAGGCUUGCAGCGGAGUGUGCAACAAUGCUCACGACCCCUCCAUUAUCCGCCGUUCUUCUGACGGCACUUACUUCCGCUUCUCCACCGGUGGUAAAAUCGCCGUCCACACGGCUUCGAGCCUCAGCGGCCCUUGGACCUACCAGGGUGCAGCGCUGCCUAGCGGAUCUUCGAUCAAUCUGACGGGGAACCAAGACCUUUGGGCCCCUGAUGUCUUCAAGCUCGGCAGCUACUACUACCUGUACUACUCCGUAAGCAGCUUCGGGGUGCAGGACUCGGCCAUCGGCGUCGCCCGGUCCACGAGCUUGGACGUCGGCACUUGGACCGACCUCGGCUCGACGGGCGUCGCGUCGUCCAGCACGAGCGGCGUGGCGUACAACACCAUCGACGGCAAUUUCAUCAGCGACGGCAGCGGCAACUACUUCAUGACCUUUGGUAGCUUCUGGCAGGGCAUCCACCGCAACGGCGAGGUCUACCAGGUCGCCUACGACCCGUCCGACUCGGCCAUGGAGGGCCCCUUUGUGUUCCAGUAUGGGUCCUACUAUUACCUCUUCUUCUCCAAGGGCCAGUGCUGCGGCUACGACAGCAGCAUGCCCCCCUCGGGCAACGAGUACCGCAUCAUGGUGUGCCGGUCCACCUCGGCCGUGGGCCCCUUUGUCGACCAGAGCGGCACGAGUUGCCGCAACGGCGGUGGCACCGUGGUGCUGGCGUCCCAUGACUGGGUGUAUGGGCCUGGAGGGCAGGGCGUCUACCAGGAUCCUACCUACGGACCGGUCCUGUACUACCACUACGUCGACACGCGCAUUGGAUAUGCUGAUGGCCAGAAGCAGUUUGGCUGGAACAAGAUCAGCUUCUCAACGGGCUGGCCCGUUGUCUAA